GAAUUACUAUCGAAAUUGCAAUUCUGGACCUAGUCCAAAGAUCAAAUUACCUUUAUGUUUUACAUUAAACUGGUAACUCCAGGUAGCUCUUUCCAACGGAUCGUAAACACAGACAGCAGGAUGAGCGCACAAAUAUUGAAGCGGGGUUUAUUGCGCACGGCGGUAAAACAAUCGCUGACAAUGACAACUAUGAAAUAUGCAACCGCUUCCGGGUCCAAAGUGUAUGAAACGCUUGACAUUUUGGUACCAAAACCGUUUGUUUAUCACGUCCUUCUGAAUAGACCAAAAAGUUUGAAUGCUGUUAACAGAGCAAUGUGGUUAGAAAUAAAAGAUUGCUUCGAUGAACUUGGCACCAAUCCAGAUUGUCGAGUUGUUGUUUUAUCGGGUUCUGGAAAAAUGUUCAACGCAGGCAUUGACGUUAGUUUGUUGAUGGACUUUGCUCCCCGACUAGCAGGUUGUAACGAUGUGGCACAAAAAUGCAAGAUGCUUAAAAAAGAAAUACUCAUGUGUCAAGAAUCACUCUCGGCAAUUGAGCUGUGUCCAAAGCCAGUUGUUGCUGCUGUGCAUGGGGCUUGUAUUGGUGCGGGAAUGGGUAUGAUUUGUUCAGCAGACAUUCGCUAUUGCACAACGGAUACUUGGUUCCAAAUCAAAGAGGUACUGAUGGGAUUGGCUCCCGACAUCGGCACACUGCAGAGGAUGCCAAAAAUCAUGGGAUCAGAUAGCUUGGUCAGAGAGCUUGUUUAUACAUGUAGGAAGCUCCAAGCAGCAGAAGCUCUGCAGACUGGAUUCAUCAGUAAGACUUUUGACAACCAGGAGAAUCUGCUAGCGGGAUCAAUAUCACUUGCGGAGGAAAUCGCUAGCCGAUCACCCGUGGCAGUCCAAGGCAGUAAAUUGAAUCUAAACUACUCACGGGACCAUACAACUCAAGAAGGCCUAGAUCACAUUAGUAUGUAUAAUCAAGCGAUGCUACAAAGUGAGGACCUCAUUACUUCGGUCGUGGCACAGGCGACCAAAAGUAAAGAACCACCUGUGUUUGCAAAGUUAUAAAACUAAUCGGCAGUCAUGGCACUGCAUGCUGAAGCGGCUAAUUCUAAAUAUAGUUUGUAAGCAACAAUCACCUUUGAUAUUUAUUCUGACCUGUUCAAUGACUAUCAAUAUUUUUUAUAUCAAUAUGUCACAUUCCUACUUGUAGAUAACAUGGGUAAAAUUUUGAAAUAAUAUUUAAAUGGCAAUAA
Messenger RNA from Athalia rosae (coleseed sawfly), 1235 nucleotides. Its product is annotated as delta(3,5)-Delta(2,4)-dienoyl-CoA isomerase, mitochondrial. The transcript is spliced from 7 exons. Gene Ontology annotation, cellular component: mitochondrion. The record is from RefSeq and is a predicted model, not a curated record. Lineage: Eukaryota; Metazoa; Arthropoda; Insecta; Hymenoptera; Athaliidae. Gene Ontology annotation, molecular function: delta(3,5)-delta(2,4)-dienoyl-CoA isomerase activity. The coding region runs from base 55 to 1047 and encodes 330 amino acids.